Molecule: messenger RNA, 4758 nt
Organism: Daphnia pulex (common water flea)
Lineage: Eukaryota; Metazoa; Arthropoda; Branchiopoda; Diplostraca; Daphniidae
Product: ALX homeobox protein 1-like
Exons: 3
Coding region: 3479-4477 (332 amino acids)
Biological process (GO): regulation of transcription by RNA polymerase II
Molecular function (GO): RNA polymerase II transcription regulatory region sequence-specific DNA binding; DNA-binding transcription factor activity, RNA polymerase II-specific
Source: RefSeq, a predicted model, not a curated record
UUCCUUUUUGAUUAUGUGGUGGCGUUGAUUAUAAAUUGUGAUACGGAGUACGAUUAUUCCUGAGCCAUGUGGUUGACUGGAACUGUUCUCUUGCCGUUUUGUUGAUUCAGUCAGGAUUCAUUAAAUAGCUGAUAAUAUGUAGAACGAAUGCAGAUUAUAGGCCCGGUUUUCUAACUCACAACCUUGUCUGUGGGUGAAAAUUCUGAAAUAUUCGAAAAUUUUAAGACCAAGAGGGUCCUGACGCCACACAGGAACAUCCUCGUAUAAUCGCUGAAAUCGAGUCCCUGCUAACAAAACCACACUGUUUGCAUAACGCAAUCGGCGGUUCGGUUUGAGAAACCCUGCAACCGCUUUUGCUGCGCAAUGUAAGCGUCACAAUUGAAUUUGUCCAACAGUCCGUAAACAUUUGAUGUACGUAACCUAGUCAUCCCUCUUUUCUAUUUUUAUUUUUGCAAUUUAAUUAUUCAUUCACUUUUUCGAAAAGCUCGUUCCUGAAGCUGCCAUCUGGUUACGAUUUAUUCAACAAUCGUCCGGAUGAAAAUGUUCUCUUCCGUUCCAAAAGAUAGCUGACGCCGACAGUUAUAGAAUACGUCUUACACGAACGCCAAACCAGUCAGGUUUAAAAACACUGGAAAACAAUUUUAGAACUUUCUAUAAUCAACGUAGAAAAUACGUAAUCGAAUGAUACUUGAUCCCAUAUCAUUCUGGCAGUUUUAUUGCGCGUUGCUUGAUAAUUAGGUCACGAUGGAGGUUUAAAUAUUUUAGUAGGAGUAAUAAUAACCUCCCGUUCGAUUCCCCAUCUUGUCCUUCAGCUACUCUGACGAUUGGCCAAUGUAUCAGGCGUUCAAUUAUUAUGGAACUUUGCCAUUCCGUGGUUACAAAUAGCGUGAAAAAGUCCCUGUUGUCCAUCUGCCGGAGGAUCCCGGCAGACCAGCCCACACAAUACAGCUUCUCAACUGUCCGUUACGUGUUCACGGAAGCACCGGGCUAACCAGAGAGCCUUUACUCUUGAGAUAAGCGUCCGUCUAUAGCAGCCCCCCAAAAUAACACAUCUCCGUAGCGACUUGCGGACGUUAAACACAACUAAUGGAAUAAUAUUGCAGUCCCCAUACAUAUAUUAGCCUCACUAAAGCUUGAAACCUUGCGAAGGCUGUUACGGUUUUAUAAUUCUUUGCAGCAAUAAAGAUCCCCAAUGUUCUCGAUAUCCGGAUCAGCAGGGAACGCGGAAUAAAUUCCGGGCUGGACUUGGAAGCAAAAUUUAGCGAUAUAUAAGCCAAAGCUCGACAGUGAAAGAUUAGCAUUGAGACGGAUGCCUUGUGUAUGGAAAUAGUUUCAGUAAAGAGUUGGAAGUCACAGCUGGUCAUGAUAAACAGUCUGAUCGGCAUGCAAAUACUUUUGCCAAAGCUUUAAUCUAAUCGGAGGCAGAAGUUCAGCAACCACGCAUCUGAACGUCACGAAUUUAUCUUUAAGGUUUACAUAAAAAAACAGACUUGGUCACAUAAAAUUGAAUAAAAUAUUCUUAAUAAUCUAAAUUAGUUGUUAAUCAAAGCAAUUUUCAAAUCAUUCCGUUAGCAAUCACAAAACCCGUUCAGUUCACUUUACACUCCCCCUUGAUUGUAUUUAUUAAUUUGCUACUGAUCUACUAAAGGAACAUUCGGUGGGGGACAUCACGCCUGGUGCGUGACGUUAACCGAAAAUUAAAAUUACGACGACGAUAAAUAACAAUUGAUUACGAAACGAAUACGUUGCGCUGUUAAUAAACUCACGGGCGUAAUCUCCGCCGCUUAAGUUGACUUUCCAUUCCCAUUUAUAUCCCAUAUGAAAUCUGAAGUCUUAGAUUUGUUUGUGGUUCGUCUACGCGAUGUAAAUAGUCAAUAGUAAUAACACAUCGCUUGAAGUAGCGACGAACAAACAAAUUGAAAGUCAAGCAUACCGACUAAAAGUUGGUAGUACGUUCUCUAUUGAACUGUUUUGAUGAUGCUCAAACGGCGAGCAUGAAAAGCUUCCCAACUUGCUAUUCCCACGAUUCUGUAGGCAACAAAAAGUCAGUCCCGCAUUUUGGCCGUUGUGAAAAAAGAAAAAAAAACACACCAGCUUUCAAUAUUGAAAGCAAAGCUGAAAAAAGGGAGAAGAAAAAAAGUGUCUAUCACGUCGAUAGCCAUCGGACGCGGUCGAUCUGUCGAUCAAAAGAUAGACAAUAUCUGGUUGUGUUCUCCCUUAUUCUCGCGGUCGUGUGCGGUUAUCUCUCUACAUGUUUGUUUCUCCCCCUUCCUUUAUAUCAUUAUUAUUCGACAAAGUUUUAGGUAACAGAUAUAGAAUUUCUGGCGAUGGGUUAACAUGGGGUUGCGCCCUCUCUCACUCUUCCUAUAAGAGGGGUUGGUAAAAUAAAAAGACAAGAGGAUGGUGGGGGUCACGUGACCCUCUCUACUGUUGAGUCGCUGGCGUGGGUGGGAAGAACAAAACGUCAAAGACAAAAACUUCAAACAAUAGCACCAGGGCUAGAUCGGCAGCACGCGCCUAUUUUUUCCCGUUGGUUCCAGCGCAGCGGGAGGGCCCCUCACUUGUGUUUCGCAUGUACUAUACCCUUUCUUUUUUCUAUGGACGGACAGUUGUAUAUAUUUUUGUACUCCCACCUUGAUCCUAUUACGUUCUUUUAUCUUUUGAACAAAACAAAAAAACAGGAAAAAAGAAAAGAAGUGACCACAACGAAUUGCACCAGAGUCAAAUGUGUAUAGUUUUAUCAGCAACAACCCGCUGUUGAUGAAUGUAUGAAUAGCUGCAGCCUCCCAUUUAUUUUGGUUCCGCUGAUUAAAGUCGUUCGCAUCUGUUGAGCGGAUGAUUGGUUUAAUGAUGAUGAUCAAUUGGAGUCGCAGCCGGACCGAUAUAGUCUGAUCAUUUACUGUGUCGAUUCGCGAUAAUCAAAACAUCUCACGGGAUACGAGUUAGGACGCACACCAAAGUAUUUAGAACCCAACUAGUCGCCUCCAUAUAUGAGCCGGCGAGAAGAUUUGAUCGAAUUAAGACUGAUUGCGCUAAAUUUCAAUUGCGUUGCGAGUGAAUUGACAGCGAGGAGGAUUCAUCAUCUCUAGUCUUAAAGAGGAAGUCGUCAAUGAUUGGAUAUAAAGUGGCCCGUCGAUUUGUCUUGUUAACUCGCUCAAUUGGUUCCAAUUGAGCCUCGUUGUGGCGCUCCAUAAACGGGAUGAGCGCGCCGCUCGUACUCUGCGGGGUAGUCGCGUGACCCAUACAUACUCAGCUUCUCAUCUGCCCCCCCUCCAGCAUUCCCUGUUUUUAUAGUUUUUCUUUCUUAGUGCGUAUUGUGUGUGUGUGUGUGUUAUUUUUUUUUGUUUGACCCCUCCCUCAAAAAAUCGACAGCCAGCUGCUCCUAUAUAAACCGAAAUUCACUGAUGAAGCCAAGACCACUUGUUGCCAACGUCCCCGAUCGUGCGCUCGCGCUCUCCUCCUCCCUGUGCUUGAAAGGAUGGCGCUCAAUUCGACGCAAGUUGUAGCCAAAGCGCAAGCUGAAACCCGAGGAAACUUUCACUCGAUUCAAGUAAUGUUGGGCUUCCAGCACGGAGAUCUCAAUUUCCCGCACGAAUUUCAUCACGACGAUGUUCACGACUUGGCUUCCACAUCGGCACCUCCAACUUCGGCCGGAUGGCCUUCGUGCGCCCAGCAAACGAAUUUGAAUGCGACGUCGGUGUCGUCGACUACCAGCGGCAAAAAGAGUGAGAACAAAAACAGCAAGAAGAGCGCAAACGACUCGGCUAACAACAGCGCUACCAAGAAGAAGAAAACGAGGACCACUUUUACUCCCUACCAGCUGGAAGAACUGGAGAGGGCUUUCGAAAGAGCGCCCUAUCCGGAUGUCUUUGCUCGUGAAGAACUUGCUUUGCGCUUGCAGUUGAGCGAGUCCCGCGUUCAAGUUUGGUUCCAGAACCGGCGUGCCAAGUGGCGUAAGCGCGAACCGCCACGCAAAUUCCAACAGCAACAGCCACACCACGUCCACCAUCACGCCAACAACAGCAGCUCGGCAACCAACAAUUCAGUGGCGGUCAGCGCCACUUCUUCUUGCUCUUCUUCCUCUUCAACACUCCAUCACAACGGAAAUGGAAACGGAGGUUUUAGCUCGCUUCUCCCACCUUUCACUUCCUUCUCGUCUUACAAUGCGGCCAGUCACAGUCAAGACUGGCCAGCUUCGGCCGCCACUUACGACUAUUGCAAUACGGCCUGUAGCGGCAGCGGGAAUACGGGCGCCACGUCGUACGCCACCGGCUAUUACAACAAUAACAAUCCUGGAAGCGGAAGCAACUUUGUCAGCAGCUACACGGCCGACCCAUUCUUCAAUUCGAGUUUCAACAAAGGCCCAACGCCGACCGGAUUCCACGAGGAACCGGCACCGAAUUUCCGCGACUUUUUCCCGCCACAACCAAUCAAGACCAGUCCAACGGGCGAAUCCCCAGACGAAUUUAGUAAAUAAUAUUUCCAUCAAGAUUCAGAAUUACUUUUUUUUUGUUUUUGUUCUUCGUGCGGAAGUUUACAUUCUGUCCGCAGCCAGUGCCGUCAGUACUCGUAUACUCAUUUAUGUAUUUAAUUUGAUUCAUUUCAUUAAUGGCUACCGUUUAGUGCCUUUUCAUCUCUUAAUUUUCUGUCUGUCUGCCAAUAUGUCGUGUUUUGAUUUAUUUCUACCCAUUUGUCCCUUUUUACCUGAUUUCAAUUCAUACAAUCCGUAAAAAGAAAAAACAACGAGUGAUUAUUCGA